AUGUAUCAGAAUAGAGAAGAAGAAAACACCGGUUUUACAUACGUUCUCUCCAAUGACGAAACCAUGCCUUUUCGGGGAAAGAAGAGUAACGACAAUCAAAUUAAGUCUUUUCGACCCCUUGCUAUUGUCGUUGUCAUCACGGUUGGAUAUGUGCUUCUAGGAGCGCUAUACAUCCGUCUUCAAAUUCAGUACUUGCACUUAGAGUCUGAUGCUCGCAUCUGGAGACCUGAGCUGUUCCCUUAUACCGUCAUUAGAGUCUCCGAAGAGGACUUACAAUACUACAACGUCACGUCUUUACCGUUAGCUGACGGCUCCGGUUUCGCAUCACAAAUCUUCAUGGCUCACGAAUUACACUGCCUUAAGAAGAUCAGACAAUGGAUAUACAAAGAGACUUACUUUGAGGAUGUGCAAGGACUUGCUCGUAGCGAAUUAGAGCGACACGUCAAUCACUGCAUCGAAACCUUGCGACAGGGCAUCAUGUGCAGAGGUGACGUGUCGCUCGGUACCUACACAUAUCUCUCUGGAGGAAAUGAUGUGACGGCGCGAAGUUGGGCGUCGCACCGAUGUGUGGAUUUCGAUGCACUCAUGGAAUGGACUAGAUCUCGCGCUAUCGACAUAUUUGCAGACGGAAUCCUGGUGAAGCCUGAAGAUGUUGGCCCGGAGCACAUCACGGAAAGAACAGAGCCACAUGCAUAG
Alternaria burnsii is the source of this 696-nucleotide messenger RNA. RefSeq lists its product as uncharacterized. The transcript has 4 exons. The record is from RefSeq and is a predicted model, not a curated record. Lineage: Eukaryota; Fungi; Ascomycota; Dothideomycetes; Pleosporales; Pleosporaceae. Bases 1 to 696 code for a protein of 231 amino acids. Gene Ontology annotation, biological process: mycotoxin biosynthetic process.